AUGAAUUUAUUUGUCGCAUUAAGCAAAAAAAAAAAAUAUCAACACAAAUUAUUUGCCCCAUAUUUGCGGCCUCUGACAGAUACAACAACCACGGAAACUCGCUUUAUGCUCUCGACUUGUUUAAUAAGGAAUUGUGUUUUUAUAAGACCAAGAUUAUCUGUAAUUUGCUUUAAGGCAAUCAGAUACCAGUCCAAGAAGCUGGAUUUCCCUGAUUAUACCAAGAUUAAUGAUCCUAAAUUGAGAGAAAUCAUCGAGGGAUCCAAUUUUGGAACUGAAGCGAUUUUGAAAAAGCAACGUGAAGAUCAGGACAAGAAGAAGAAAAUGGAGCAAGAAAGAAAGAGGUUAGAACAAGAACGUGAAGUGGAUAGAAGACGUGAAGAAAAGCGUGCAAAAGAGGAAUCUGAAAGUAACAAGACUGACAAUGACAACGAAGCAAACCAACACACCGACGAUAAGCUUGCCAAAGUCAAUGAAAAAUUGGAAUCUAAUUUUUCAAAAACAGAGUCAGGUAAACUUCGAGGAGAAGAUACUGGUACUCGUGAGACCGUUGUGGAAACAGAAGAAGAAGAGGAGUUGAAAUUGAAAGCAGAAAACAAAAUUAUUGCAACGAGCAAAGAUUCUGUUGAUGAAAGUGAUAUUCCCAAUUUGGCAAAGGAGAUCAAUGAAACCAUACAGAAAGAAAUCGCUGGGCUACCUUCUCAAAAAGCUAAAAACCAAAGCAAAUUGGCCAAAAACUUAACGAAAUAUUUAGAUUCUGCACAUGAUACAAUCUUAACUGCUACAAGGGCAUUGAAUGACGUUACUGGGUAUUCUGCAAUUGAAAAAUUGAAAAAAUCAAUAGAGACCCAAGAAGACGAUUUGAAAAAAGCUAAAGAGAAGGUUAAACAAUGUAAGAUUGCAUAUGGUGAAGCCAUCCAACGAAGAUCACAUUCACAAAGAGAGGUCAACGAGUUAUUGACCAGGAAACACAAUUGGUCACUGAACGAUUUAGAAAGAUUCACAGAAUUGUACAGAAAUGACCAUGAAAAUGAAAUACAUGAACAAGAAGCAGAGAAAAAAUUGGACGAAGCUGAAAGUAAAGUUGAUGGGGUGCAAUUGAAAUUGACACAACUGAUUCUCACAAGGUACCACGAAGAACAAAUUUGGUCUGACAAAAUUAGGAGAUCCUCUACAUGGGGAACUUGGGUUUUGAUGGGUCUAAAUGUACUUCUUUUUGUUGUCGCGACGUUCAUUGUGGAACCAUGGAAAAGAAGUAAGUUGGUUUCAGCUUUUGAAGAUAAGGUGAAGCAAGUGUUGGUGGGUAUUUCACAAGAGAACGAACAGAUUUUAGAUCCAAUCAUUGAAAAACUAGAGCCUACUGAUGGACAAGUCCCAAUCAAAACAUCAUUUGACUUUAAGUUUGUCACCAAUACUUGGCACGGUUUAAAGGCUGCUCUUGUGAGGAAUUAUGAAGCAUUGAUGUCGCCUGAAAUAACGAAUUUGGAGUUUGAUAAAUUCGAAUUUGAGUUAUUUACAAUGACUGUAGCAAUAGUUGCAUUUAGCAUGGGAAGUUUAAUUGUUUCCUUAUUUAAAUAA
This is a messenger RNA of Candida albicans SC5314, 1575 nucleotides long. It is a transcript of the gene SHE9, whose product is annotated as She9p. Bases 1 to 1575 code for a protein of 524 amino acids. The record is from RefSeq and is a predicted model, not a curated record. Gene Ontology annotation, cellular component: mitochondrial inner membrane. The transcript has a single exon. NCBI's taxonomy places the organism in Eukaryota, Fungi, Ascomycota, Pichiomycetes, Serinales, Debaryomycetaceae. Gene Ontology annotation, biological process: inner mitochondrial membrane organization.